Hemibagrus wyckioides is the source of this 7522-nucleotide messenger RNA. RefSeq names its product pogo transposable element derived with ZNF domain b (gene pogzb). The transcript has 20 exons. Gene Ontology annotation, molecular function: DNA-binding transcription factor activity, RNA polymerase II-specific; RNA polymerase II cis-regulatory region sequence-specific DNA binding. Gene Ontology annotation, biological process: regulation of DNA-templated transcription. NCBI's taxonomy places the organism in Eukaryota, Metazoa, Chordata, Actinopteri, Siluriformes, Bagridae. The coding region runs from base 146 to 5671 and encodes 1841 amino acids. The record is from RefSeq and is a predicted model, not a curated record.
UGUGACGUAGGCACAGACGCCACCGUCGGUCGGUGUUCCUGAAAACGGAAAACCAUCACGAUGUCUGGUCGGUGACGUACCGGCCAUGCUUGUUUGUUCUUGUUCAUCAUAAAGAGGUCGAUUCGUAAAUUCGCUUUAGUGUAAAAUGGAGGAAACGGAUUUGUUUAUGGAGUGUGAGGAGGAGGAGCUGGAGCCAUGGCAACAGAUGAAUCAAGAUGAGCUAUAUGAUUCACCUGACAUUGCUGAAAGAGCUAUACCACCAUCUGUGUCCAAACCAGUUGUGGUUUCCAGCAUUUCACCAGCCAGGACUAAUCUAAAUACUCUCCCAUUGCUCACACAUCCAUUGCCAACAGCUUUACCUGCUGGCAUCUCUAAAGGUACACCAGGGCAGCAGUUGAUUUUGACCCAAGGUGCUGGGGGAUUGACACCUGUGGCUUUGUCCCAGGUGAUUCUGCCAUGCACUUCUCCUGGUGCUAGCGCUGGUAGCAGCCAGCCCAUCUACCUAACCACACAGGGUAUCCCUGUCCAGAAUAUCCAGUCUGGUCAAAGCCCACUGAGCAUUGUAUUAAAUGUCCAGCAAGGCCAAACAGUUCGCCCCAUUACUCUGGUCCAAGCACCUGGUGCACCUGGACUUUUUAAACCAGCAGUGGGAACAACUCAAAUAAUUACUCCACAAGCUCAAAUGAGGCCGACAGCUCCUGUAGUGAACCGUGGACAGACGCCAGUCUCCUUCCCUGCCAUGCAGAUUCCUGCCACACUCACUAUCCGAAACACCACUCCAGCCAACCAGGCCAGGGCAAUGUCUGUCCCAAGCUCCCAGCCUUCCACUCAACCAAAACCACUGCCCAUUAACACUCAGACUAAAAUUGUGACUGUUAAAUCAGGAGACAUGCAGAAUCUGAUGAAUAUUAUGAACACAGUCAAUAUUCCUCCUGGGAGUCAGGCUCAAACCAUUGUUGUCAUGAGCAAUCAGAAGGUUAAUGGCUCUGGCUCUGCUGCUGUCCAGACAGCUCUUCCUGUAGCUCAGAGCAACAUCGUGCAAGGUACUUCUGUGUCACCGCUAUCCUACGCUUGUCCGCGCUGUGGAGCCCAGUUCAAAAUGGUGGAGGCACUGCGGGGACAUAUGUGUUUCUGCUGUCCAGACAUGACUCAUACAAGUGUAAAGAGUGAAAUGCCCAAGCAUUUAGAACAAAAUCAGAGCAUCCCCAUCAUAAAAAUAAAGACUGAAGGUGUCAUGAAUCCAGGAGAACAUCAGUCCAGGAUUGUCAUGUUGGUGGAUGACUUCUAUUACGGAACCUACGAGGGAAAUCGGGAAUAUGUUCCAACAGACAACGUAAAAGAAACAUUAUCAUUCAGAUGCUUCACUUGUGGCAAGAAGCAGAAGAACAAUAUCAGGCUCAUGAACCACAUGAAGUUACAUGUAGAUGUAGAACAGCAGAAUGGAGAACACGCAUCCUGCCCGCACUGUUAUCGCCAGUUUCCAAGUCCAUUUCGCCUUCAGUGUCAUGUGGAGAGCGUCCAUUGCACUAUAGAAUCAACUACCAGGUGUAAAAUUUGUGAGUGGGCCUUUGAGAGCGAACCUGUUUUCCUGCAGCACAUGAAGAAUACCCACAAACCUGGAGAAAUGCCAUAUGUCUGCCAGCUGUGCCAGUAUAGAUCUUCAUUCUACUCUGAUGUGCACAGUCACUUCUGCACAUGGCAUGAGGACACCCGCUACCUGCUCUGCAUUUACUGCCUGAAGGUCUUUAAGAACUCUGGUACAUAUCAGCAGCACUUCGCCCGUCAUCAGAAAUCGUCAGUUUAUCACUGUAACAAAUGCAGACUUCAGUUUCUCUUCACAAAAGAGAAGGUUGACCAUAAAGUCAAUCACCACAAGACCUUCCGCAAGCCAACUCCACUGGAAGGGCUCCAGGCUGGGACUAAAGUGACCAUUAGAGCGUAUGCAGGGCACAAAAAAAUUACAGGUCUAACCAGUCCUAAAACAAGUAAAGACACUGAGAGACACACAAGCACUGCCCAGCCUGGUCAAACCGCUACUGAGCAGAUAGCACAAAGCAGUGGACCUGCUAAAAAGCAGAUCACCAAAAUGUAUGGCUUCCUGACCAAGUUCCAGGAAUACAGAGCACUGUUAGGGAGACAAAGGUGUGUGGAGUGCACCUUUGAUAUCCCAGAUUUUGCCAAUCACUAUCCUACAUAUGUCCACUGUUCACUGUGCGCAUAUAGCACAUGCUGUUCCCGUGCAUAUGCCAACCACAUGAUCAACAAUCAUGUUUCAAGCAGAUCUCAUAAAGCCCGUUCUAAAAAGGGAUCUUUGAGUUGGUUAAAGCUAACAUGUGCUUGGUGUAACUACAAGACUACUCAGGGAGACCUGAUGGCUAAACACUUGGCCCAAUUCCCAAAACACUCUCACUGUGUUUUCAGUCUAAAAGAGUGUCUGGAGACUGAUAUUGAGUUCUGCCAGGUGGAGGAGGAGGAGGAGGAGGAGGAGGUGGAGGAGGAGGAAGUGGAAGGAGCUAAUGAUGUUGGGGCAAAGCCUGACUGGUUGUCCAUGGAGAACUGGAGCGUUCCAAGUGAUGGAGGAUCUGUGCCAGAGUUCACAGACAGCAGUGGGCCACAGCAUUCAAUGGCUAAAAGCAGUGAUGUACUUGAGUAUUUUCAGCUAUUAUUCCCCGACAGCCUCAUAGAGCAGAUUGCUAAGGAGACCAAUGCUUAUGCUGAGUAUCAGCGCUAUGUAGGCAGAGGAGACGCCACUUGGCAAUCUCUUACCAAUGAAGAGGUCAAAGGCUUCAUAGGCCUGUCCAUUCUGAUGGGACUGCAUGUUCUUCCAGAGCCAGAGAUGUAUUGGUCCUGGGAGCAUUAUCAUAGCUGUUCCACGUUUUACAGGACCAUGUCUGCAGCCCGCUUCAAGCAGAUCAGCUUGCAUAUUCGGAUGAACAGCAUGCUUGAAAAAGAAGACCACCACAAUGUGGACAAGCUGAUUUUCUUCCAGCCCAUACUGAAAACCCUGGAGACCAGCAUGCGCAAAGCUUACAAGCCAAACAAAUGUUUGACAAUUGAUCGAACUUUACUUAGAUCCCAUGAAAAUGCAGCUGAUGGGGAGAAGUGUAGAAACUCUCAACCACAAAUAUGGCUCUUAUGUGAUUCGAAGUCAGGGUACUGUCAUAAAUUGUUAAUCCUGACCAAGCAGAACAAGAACAAAGACUUGGGGAGCUUGGUUGUGCCAUAUCUUGUAAAGGGCCUUGAAGGUAGACAUCAUCAGAUAUUCAUGUCAAGCCUGCUAACAAGUAUUCCCUUAAUGAAGGAGUUGCACAAAAAGAACAUAUACUGUUCCAGCUCCAGCUCCAUAUGCAGCACAGUCCUUCCUAGAGACUUCUGGGAUCAGCCUGCAUUGAAGAAUACUGGGGAUUAUGUCCAAUUUGAACACCCCCCUGUACUGGUUACCAGAUGGAAGGAUGCUAAAGAGAUGGUCUGCAUUUCUACAAAUGCUGUCUCUGGCCAGCCAGACAAAGUAUGGAGGAGGUCUACCAGUAAGGCGGGGGAACUCUCUACCAUUUCAAGACCACUAGCGUUUAAGCUGCUGCAAGAUAACAUGCGUGGUGUGGACAUCUGCAGUCAGCUCCUGGCCUGCAACCAGCUAGGAGGAUUGCUCCUGGACACAAACUGGCGUCGUCUUUUCUGGUUCCUUGUCAACUUGAGUAUCAUUAACUCCUUUAUUGUACUACGAGAGACUCGGAAAGGCAACCCACCCGGAUGGCUUCAGGGAGGCCACUUCUCUCAAGCUAACUACCGAAAACGCUUGGGAUACCAGCUGGCCAAGUGUGCUGAAAGACAGGCUCUUCAGAAGGAAAUGAACAGUGACCAGUUGCAUCAGCGGAGACAUGAGGGGAAUUCUAAAAUUGGGAGUGUGGAUCCUAAGAGGCAAAAUACUCAGCCUACACAGGACACCACUACACCUAAAAACCUUUCCUAUGGCUCGGCAAUGGAGGAUUCCCCUGCGAUGAAUGAAGAUAUUGAUCAGGAAUUAGCCCCUCUGGGGUCAUCCGAUUCAGAACUGGAGACAGAUGACAGUAGUCAGCAAGAGCCCCUUGAGAACAAAGAUGAGCACAAAGGCAAGGAGUCUGCAGCAAAGGCAAAUUCUCCAAAUUCUAUCAAAGAAACUGAGGACAUGCUGUCUGCACAUCAGCUCCGAAUUCUACUGUUCGCAUUGUGCUCUGGAGUACAGAAAGCAGCCAAGGAUAUGGACACGGAACCUCAGCUCAUUAGGACUUGGCUUCAAGACAAAGAGAAAAGACUAGACUGUGAGGAUCUAGGCAGUAGCAGCAGAGAGGCUGUGGAGCAUUUGGUGGAGUGGGUACUAGUCCAGCGAGAACAACAGCAUCCCAUCGGAGAGGAGAACUUGUUUCAAAAAGCUUCUGAGAUCCACAGUCAGACUAAUCAAAACAGUUCCUUCCGUAUUUCAUAUGACUGGGCAGUGACCUUCAUGCUACAGCACAAGCUUGGCUUGCACAACAUUGGAAUUCCUGGUCAUCAGCUACCACGCAGAAUGGAGGAAAAUUGCAAGGAUUUCACAGGGUUUGUGCAUAGACAUAUUAAAACGCAUAAUGUUCCUUUCUCAGCUGUUGGUGCUAUGGAUGAGCUUUCAAUUUUUGUUGACUUUGACCAACUUGUCACAUCUAAAGACUCAGCAUUCCAAUUAGAGGGCACUGAGACACCGUGGAUGAACAUUUACCUGUCGGUGCUGGCAGACGGUACAAUGUUGCCGGCAAUGCUGUUUAUUAAAGGCACGCCUUUAGAGAGUUUUAGCAAAGGGCUGUCAGACUUAGUUCAACUUGAAGCAAGAGUUGAAGGUUUUUCAGAAAAAGAACAACUAGAGAUCUGGACUGCUAAUGUAUGGCAGAAGUAUUUAAACUCUCAGAAUGGGACUAAGGCCAUACUAGUUAUUGAUGGCCAUCAUAGCCACAUGACAGAUGACUUCCUAUCCAACUUAAGUGGAACCCAGACCUUGCCUAUGGUUAUUCCAUCUGGGUGCAGCAGUCAACGACAGCCUUUGGAAAUGUGUCUGUGCCCUGUGCUGAAAAAGUUCUUGCUGUGUCGCUGGUCUCAUUUAGCAAACCAAAACAGAACAGGUGAGAUGAAGUCUGAAGACCUGGUUCGGCUUCUUGUGUCGUGGUUAGGGGAGGCCUUGGCUUGUUGUUCUGGUAAGCCUCAAAUGAUUCAGCAUUCGUUCUGCUACUCCAGACUGAUCACAGAAAAUGAAGAAUGUAACAAGGACACUGAUGGACAGUUGAAACUUCUGAAUACAUUGACUGAAGCCAUGCUUGGGCAUGAAAAGAUAAAUUCUGUGUCACAGUCGAAGGAAGAGUCCAUAGAUGAACAUGUUGAAGAAAAAAAAGAAAAAGUAAUCAGUGAAAAUAAAAACAGUGUUGAACAGACAGAGGGAGAAAUACUUGAAACUGAAAAUAACAGCAGAACUGAUACAGAGCAAAAACCACAGGCAACAAUGAAUGAAGGUUUAGAGGCAUCUAGUGCGACUUCAGAGUACUGUUCCCCCCUUCUUCCUGAUAAGUCCUCAAAGUCACAAGCUGUACAUCAUGUUAAUGAGAGAGAGGAGCUUUUAGAACCCUGUCAGGACCUUGAUACAACACAGACUGAUGUUGGAUCCAGUUGUUAAUUUGCUAAAGACAUUUAAAAGAAAGGGUGAAUAAAGGUAGUAUAUAUUUAAGGACUAAUAAUUCAUUAUCCUGAGGAGAAAUUGUCUUAAAAACCUCAAAGCUAAUUUUAUUGCAAAAUUCUAAAGUGGAUGAGAGACUUGACCUUUUUUUAAACUAUUUGUACUUUCUCCCAGAUUGUAACUAUUUUUCAUUUACGUCUAUGGAUGUGGAUCUCCUGUACAUUAAAGUUUUGUUUCAUCCAUCCAAUUAAACAUGGGUGUCUUCACCCUUAUGUCUCAGUGACAAUGAAGAUACUAUAAUGAGAGCUGGAUGUAUCUUGAAGAGAUGAGAAUUUUUUUGCUGCUCUGGAGUUAACUCUGGUAACUGCUUUACCCAAACAUUUACAUUUCACCAAACACGUUACUUUCUGUUUGCUUUUAUUUAUACAGAAAUAAAUCCUGGAUUAUUUAAAAGAACAUGGCAUCAAAAUAUAUCAUCACUGGUAAACAGACAUGGAGAUCCAUGUAACAUUAUAUAAAUUAUACCAUGCUGAACAUGUCAAACUAGCUUAUGUUUACUUUCAGAUGGUUUGGAAUUUUUGGACAAACAAUAUAAAGAGGAUCACUUCCUAUUCUAUUUGUGUUUAAAUGUUUAUAUGUUUGUAUAAUAUAUUUGUAUAAAUGUUUGCUUGGUUUCUCUUCGGGUCGGUGUUGCCCAAUAUGCAAAUUAUGUAGAAUGCAAUUUCUAAAUAACUAUUUGAAAAUGCGUUACAGUAUGAUACCAAUUCAUCACACACACACACACCAAUACUUCACUUGACACAAACCAAAUGUAUGCCAGCAUGGUGGUACAGCAGAUAGUAUUGCUGUACCAGCACCCACCACCCCCUCCCAGGACAUAAAAAAAAAUAAAAAAUAUGAUCAGUAACGUAGCACCAACACCAUUGAGCCACCAUUGCUUUGGAGUUUGGCAUGCUUUCCCUGCAUCCAGGUUUGUUUGAGGUUCUCUGGUGUCCCAAGACAUGUUAGUAGGUAGAGUGGCUACUCUAGAUUGCCCUUGGUCUCCCAAAUAAUCCCAAAGGUGUUCGGUGAGAUCGAACCCAGGGCUAUGUUCAGGUGCUCUUCCACAUCUUUACAGUUCGGUGAAGGUCCACAUAUAGCUGGAUUUUGGCUAUGUAGUGUAAAAGUGUGUCUUUAUUGAGGAAUAUAAAGUGAAAAGUCUUGUGUGUUCAACAUUUUAUAAGGGAGAAAAUAUACACGUACCAACAUACACUGAUCAGGUACAACAUUAUGAGCACUGACAGGUGAAGUGAAUAACACAGAUUAUCUCCUUAUCAUGUGAACAUUUCAGGCAGCAAGCGAACAUUUUGUCCUCAAAGUUGAUGUGUUUGAAGCAGGAAAAAUGGGCAAGCGUAAGGAUUUGAGCGAGUUUGACGAGGGCCAAAUUGUAAUGGCUAGACGACUGGAUCAGAGCAUCUCCAAAACUGCAGCUCUUGUGGGGUGUUCCCAGUCUGCUGUGGUCAGUAUCUAUCAAAAGUGGUCCAAGGAAGGAACAGUGGUGAACCGAUGACGACAGGGUCAUGGAUGUACGUGGGGAGUGAAGGCUGGCCUGUGUGACCCGAUCCAACAGAUGAGCUACUGUUGCUCAAAUUGCUAAAGACGUUAAUGCUGGUUCUGACAGAAAGGUGUCAGGACACACAGUGCAUGACGGGUCAGGGCUGUUCUGGCAGCAAAACACAAUAUUAGGCAGGUAGUCAUAAUGUUAUGCCUGGUCGGUGUUAUCAAUUAAAUAAUUUGACCAUAGCAUUUUGGGUUCUGUCCUAAUUUUGGUAUUUAUAUUAAGGUUUAUUCUAUAGUUGUACUUCAUUUAUU